UAGAAUCUAGAUCCGCAAUACAUGACUAGAAUUCUCCGAUCAGUUGUUACACGGUGUGAGUAUAUUAUAUAUAGUCCUUCAUAUUAGAUGUAUACUGUAGUACAAGCCGCAGAAGGUGACUAGUUCAGUCCAUAGAACAAAACAAUGAGAGAAGUCGAAGUAGAAAUCAUUUCCGCACAAGACAUCAAACCUUCGAGUCCAACACCAUCCCACCUAGGAACAUUCAAACUCUGUCUCUUAGAUCAUCUCAUUCCCGCUCCUUAUGCUCCAAUAAUCUUCUUCUUUCCCUCGCUUGCCCUCUCAGAGAUCCCCAGAAACCUACACCUUCUAAAGCAGUCUCUGUCAGACACACUAACCGUCUUCUACCCUCUCGCAGGAAAAAUCAAAGAUGAUUUCUCCAUUCACUGUAACGAUGAAGGAGCCAACUUCGUUGAAGCUAAGGUCAAGUGUUUACUUUCUGAGUUCCUCACCAAACCUGACCUUAUCUCUCUGCAUAAUCUUCUCCCAUGUGACCUCAAGAUUCCAAAAGAAUCAUACGUAGGAAGCCACGUGAGUAACAUUCAAGUGAAUGUGUUUGAUUGUGGUGGGAUCGCUAUUGGUUUGUGUAUUUCACAUAGGGUCCUUGAUGGGGCUUCAUUGAGCAGCUUUCUCAAGGUGUGGACGAAUAAGGCUAGAGUUGGCUGUGCUGAUAAUGAUCACAAGGAAGUGGUGAAGCCAGAGUUAUUGAUGGCGUCUUCGUGGUUUCCAAUGAAUGAUGAUGAUGGUUUGUGGCUAAGAAACUCGUCCAUGGCUAUGUGGGGUUCCAUGUUUAAGAAAGGACAGUUUGAGACGAGAAGGUUCUGGUUCAGUAAUUCUGCCAUAGCCAACCUCAAGGUCCAAAUGGUUGAUUUUAAUUCAGAGAUGGUGAAAAGUCCUACUCGUCUCGAGAUAGUUUCUGCUAUCUUGUGGAAGUCUUUCAUGGAUGCGUCCAUCGCCCAAUCUGAUUCUGAUUGCUACAAUAACAAUAAUACCCAAUCAAGAAGGACUUGUUUGGUGAGUCACCUAGUGAACUUGCGUAAGAGAAUGAAAGACAAAGACGACGACCUGUGUUCUUCCGCAGAAAACGCCAUUGGAAAUCUUCUCUGGUUAGCUUUUGCAAAGUCCAACGUAGCAGAAGACGGCAACAACAAUAAGGAGACAAGAUUAGAUGGGUUGUUGAAGAAACUAAGAAAAGCAUUCUCGACAAUCGACGAUAAGUUCGUUGAAAACAUGCGAAGUAACCAUGCUAGGAAGUCAACAAUGCUCCCGUCUCUGAAUAUCAAAUCAAUGAUAGGCGAUGAUGAUGAAGAUAGUGAAGUUGAGUGUUUAGGGUUUACAAGUUGGUGCAAUUUUGGGUUCUACGAGGUUGACUUUGGUUGGGGCAAGCCCUUGUGGGUUAGUAGCAUUGGUUCGUGUGGUUCGGUGUUCAUGAACCUUGUGAUUUUGGUGGAUUCAAGGUUUGGUGAUGGCAUAGAAGCUUGGGUUACCUUGGAUGAGCGUUUCAUGGGCCAUUUGGAAGCCAACCCUGAGCUUCUUGGAUAUGCUGUAUUGGAUCCAAGUCCUUUGGCAAUUUCCAACAAACUGGAUUAUGGGUCUCCAGCUUUGUGCAAGAUGUAAUAUUACAAACCGCCAAACCAUAUAUUUUCUUAUCUUAUCUUAUAUACAGUAAAUUUAAGUGUCAUGGGACCCACAAUUGCCUUUUUUUUUUUUAAUUCAAUUGUUUCUCUCUCACUUUUUCACAGCA
Messenger RNA from Prosopis cineraria, 1762 nucleotides. Its product is annotated as stemmadenine O-acetyltransferase-like. The record is from RefSeq and is a predicted model, not a curated record. Lineage: Eukaryota; Viridiplantae; Streptophyta; Magnoliopsida; Fabales; Fabaceae. The transcript is spliced from 2 exons. Bases 145 to 1635 code for a protein of 496 amino acids.